Molecule: messenger RNA, 3849 nt
Organism: Nelumbo nucifera (sacred lotus)
Lineage: Eukaryota; Viridiplantae; Streptophyta; Magnoliopsida; Proteales; Nelumbonaceae
Product: TMV resistance protein N-like
Biological process (GO): defense response; signal transduction
Molecular function (GO): ADP binding
Source: RefSeq, a predicted model, not a curated record
UAUAAGCUACAGGCAUUUGCAUUCUCUUUAUCUCUUGUGCUUUCCUUCUGGCAUUUCAAUGGCUUCACCCAUGAAAACCAGUGAAGUUUCUUUACUUCCCACUUCCAUCACUACUUCUCCAUGGACGUACGAUGUCUUUCUGAGUUUCAGAGGAGAUGACACCCGAACGACCUUCACCGAGAGCCUACACACGGCUUUAAAACAAAGAAAGAUCGAGGUUUUCAUAGACUACGAACUCAGCAGAGGAGAAGAAAUUAAACCAGAACUCCUGAAAGCAAUCGAAGACUCAGGCAUUUCCAUCAUCGUCUUCUCGAAGAACUAUGCUUCGUCUUCAUGGUGCCUUGACGAACUCUUGAAGAUCAUGGAGUGCAGAGAAAAUAUGGGUCAGAUCGUUCUUCCUGUUUUCUAUGACAUCGAUCCGUCCUACAUCAGGAAACAAAGCGGGAGCUAUGCGGAUGCUUUUGCCAGGCACGACAACGACAAGCGCUUCACAGAGGAGAAGUUGAAAGCGUGGCGAGAAGCUCUCACCAAUGCUUCCAAUUUAGCUGGGUUCAAUCUACAAAACGAGGAUCAAGAAAAGUUUAUCCAGAGGAUUGUUGAAAAUGUUCUGACAAGGAUGAGCAAAAAGCCUUUGAAUGUUGCUGUUUAUCCAGUUGGAAUGGAUUCCAGAGUAAAAGAAAUUUUCUCAAUGUUAGGUACCUGCUCAAAUGAUGUCCGCUUUGUAGGGAUAUGUGGUAUGGCCGGAAUAGGGAAGACAACCAUCGCUAAGGCUGUCUAUAAUCGCCUCUGUCAAGAAUUCGAAGGCAGCAGCUUUCUUAGUAAUGUUGGAAAAAAAUCUGAACAAAUCAAUGGUCUAGCUCGCUUACAAGAAAAUCUUCUUUCUGAUAUCCUAAUAAAAGAGAACCUAAGUAUAAGAGACACUCGUGAAGGAAUCGAUGUGAUACAGAAAAAACUCUGUAAUAAAAAGGUUCUUAUUGUUCUUGAUGAGGUGGAUCAAAGUAGCCAAUUAGAGGCAUUAGCCAGAAAGCAUGAGUGGUUUGGAGAAGGAAGCAAAAUCAUCAUAACAACUCGAUACAAGCAUUUGCUAAAUUUGGUUCCAGUAGAUGAAACAUAUUCAGUGAAAGAAUUGGAUCCUCAUGAAUCUCUGCAACUCUUUAGUUGGCAUGCCUUCAGAAAAAACUGUCCUGAAGAAGGUUACUUGGAACUCUCAAGAGAUGUAGUAAGUUAUGUAAGAGGACUUCCAUUAGCUCUAAAGGUUUUCGGUUCUUUUCUAAUUGACAAAAGAAGAACAUCUGAAUGGAUAAGUGCAUUGGAGAAGUUGAGAAAUAUCCGGCCUGAUGAAAUUGAACAAAAGCUUAGAAUAAGCUUUGACGCAUUAGAUCGUGAAAAUAAGGAAAUAUUCCUUGACAUUGCAUUCUUCUUCAUUGGGAUGAACAAGAACUAUGCAAUUGAAAUAUUAGAUGGUUGUGGUUUCUCCUCAGAAGCUAGUAUAAGUGAUCUUGUUUACAGAUCUCUGAUCACAAUCGAUGAAAAUGAUGAGAUAAGAAUGUCUUUUCUACUUCGAGACAUGGGAAGGGAAAUUGUCCUUCAAGAAGCUCCAAAAGAUUGUGGGAAGCGCAGUAGAUUGUGGUCUCAUAAAGAUGUCUGUGACAUUUUGGAAAAUAAGAUGGGAACAGAAAAUGUUGAAGGCCUCAUCCUAGAAAACCCUGAAACAAUGGAAAUGAAAUUUGUUACAGAAGCCUUUGCAAAUAUGAAAAGGCUAAGACUGCUUCAACUCAAUAAUGUGGACAUCAAUGGGGACUAUGGACUUAUUUCCAGAAAGUUAAGAUGGCUUCGAUGGAACCGAUUCUCUUUGGAAUUUAUACCAACUAAUUUUCAUCUGGAUAACCUUGUUGCUCUGGAAAUGCAAUACAGUAAAAUCAAACAAGUCUGGAAGGAAGAAAAGUUGCUCAAGAAUUUGAAAAUACUUGAUCUCAGUCAUUCUGCUGACCUAGUUAAAACCCCGGAUUUCUUAAGUCUCCCAAACCUUGAGAGGUUAAUUCUUGAAUGUUGUACAAGUUUAGUUGAGGUUCACCAUUCAAUUGGACAUCUUCAUGGACUUAUUGUCUUGAAUCUGAAAGAUUGCAAAAGUCUUCAGAUUCUUCCAGAAAGCAUUUGUAACGUGAAAUCUCUGAAAAAUCUUAUUCUCUCUGGAUGCUCUAGUCUCAAGAUGUUGCCAGACAAAUUGGGGAGUAUGGAAUCACUAAUGAACCUUUCUUUGGAAGAAACUUCUAUAGAACAGCUACCCAAUUCUAUUGUACAGUUGGAGAACCUAAAAACUUUAUCUAUCAAGGGAAUCAAGGAACCACCAGAAUCUCUGAGAAAAACUCCCGACUCAAUUGGCCUACUACCGGCUUCAUUAUCCGGUCUACGGUCAUUAAAAUCUCUCAAAAUUAGAAAUUGUAAUCUAUUAGAAGGUCCCCCUAGUGAGAUUGGGAGCUUAGCGUCAUUAGAAUAUUUGGAUCUCUGCGGCAGCCAUUUUUGCAGUCUACCAAACACCAUCAGUCAACUUUCUAAGCUCAAGAAUCUCUGGUUGGGUGACUGCACGAGGCUUGAAGCACUUCCAGAACUUCCAUCAAAUUUAGACUACUUGCACACUGGUGGCUGCACAUCAUUGAAAGAAUUUUCUAAUCUUUGGAGCUUAUCUUCUUUGGAAGGAUUAGAUAUAAGCCAAACCAGUGUUUGUAAUUUGCCAAGCAGCAUCCGUGGCCUUUCUCAACUUAAGGAACUUAUGCUAGAAGACUGCAAAAGACUUAAAUCAAUCCCAGAACUCCCAUCAAGUCUGGAAAGAAUAUAUGCUAGUGGUUGCACAGAAAUGGAAAGAUUACCAAAUCUCUCAAACUUACAGAAACUAUCACUCCUGAUACUUACGGAUUGCCACAAGUUAGCUGAGAUUGAGGACCCACAAAGGAAGGAACCCAUUCAAGAAAUUCACAUGGAUAGGUGCAAAAAUUCGUAUACCUUUAUGAAGAGUUUCCUAAAUCUUCUCCAGGGGGCAAAAGAUGAAUGUAGUGGAUUUAACGCCAUACUUGCUGGGAGUGAGGUUCCUGAUUGGUUUACAUGUCGAACCCUAGGUUCUGAAGUGUCAUUUGAGGUGCCUCUAGUAUUGGGUUGUAAGGUCCGAGGGCUCACUUUGUGUGCUGUUUAUGCCGGAUACGACGAAACCUGCAUAUUCAGCAUUGCUCAUUAUGCUUAUAUCAUUAAUAUAACGAAAGGUGUUCAUUGGCUACUAAUGGGCAGUCAAAUUCACGGUAAAAACAGUUGUAAAAACAACAUGUGGGUGAGGCAUAGAGCACAUCCUGACAUGGGGAAAUGGUUGGAAGGUGGGGAUCAAGUAAGGGUUAUGGUGCAUGCUACAGAAGCGCACAAGGUGAAGAUGUGUGGGGUGCAUUUGGUAUACAAGCCUGAUGAUGAGAAGCGUUCGAAUGUCGUCAUUGUUGAAGAUGAACGGUCAAUGUUAGGUAAUUCGAGGGCUAAGAAUAAGAGACAGAGAAAUCAAAAUGGAGCAGGACCCAGUAAUAUCCUGUCUGAUCCAGCACUUUUUAACCCACAUCUUUUCUAUUAGUUCUCAGUCAGGCUUUGAGUCAAUCGUAUCUCAAAAGGAGGAGACACUACUUAUUCUAGCAUUAUUCUAGCAUUGUUAUUUGUGAAGUUGUUUGUUGUCGUUCCUGCUGUUCCUUUUUGGUUGCUUUUAUUUUUGUUGUUGUUAUAACAGUUAAUGCACUUAUACCUUUUCUUUUUAGUUCUUGUUUUUGGUGGUGCUGUCAUAGUUAAUCAAAUUAGUAUUAUUGUCUUUGCUACUGCUGUUAA